Messenger RNA from Meyerozyma guilliermondii ATCC 6260, 2097 nucleotides. RefSeq names its product ribosome dissociation factor GTPase. The transcript has a single exon. Gene Ontology annotation, molecular function: GTPase activity; GTP binding. NCBI's taxonomy places the organism in Eukaryota, Fungi, Ascomycota, Pichiomycetes, Serinales, Debaryomycetaceae. The record is from RefSeq and is a predicted model, not a curated record. Gene Ontology annotation, biological process: translation. The coding region runs from base 1 to 2097 and encodes 698 amino acids.
AUGGAGCCCAAGCUCUCCAAGCUUGCACAACUCGCCAAGGCGCGAGCCCAGAGACAGGGCAGUGUAAAUACAUCGCCUCAGCUGAUUCUGGCGCCUCUAGGUACUUCUUCUGUGACAAAUCGCAGUAUUAAACUCGGAGCUUUGGCAAAGGCUCGUGCCCAGAAACAAGAUCUGUCGCUUGGCCCUGGUGACCGUCAGUCUCCAAAUAGCAUUUUGGAUAAAUUUGCAUCGUCCUCCGCGACAAAAAAUGGUCUGGAAGGAAGUAAUACUGAAGUUAAGCCCAAUCGACUAUUGGCGCUUGCUGCAGAAAGAAAGAAAAGAUCUUUGGAGCAACCUCCUAAAUUUGCUGAAGCUGUAAAAUCUCCGAAUCUGGAUGUUACAGCUGAUACUGCUUCCAAAUCCGAAGACCAGAAGAGCACUAGCACCCGUCUGCCAACGGCUCCAUCAUUAGCAUUGCAAAUUGCCGUUGAUCGGUCUUUGCUUCGUCUUCCACGCUCGGAAGUCACACUAUUUCUCUUUGAAAAUGAACCGUCUGCCAAGAGACAAAGGCCAAAUACCAGUAUUUUUCAAGUCCUUACUAACCACGAAGCUUCUCCCCAGAAAAUCUCAAAAGCGCAGUCCAAUUUUGAAGGACCCAGUCCUGACGAUACCAUUCUCAAUGCGCAGAAACAAGCAUUCCAGGGUGAUUUCGAAAACCUUUCCUUGCAAGACAAGGCACCGAAACCAAAAGCUGCAACUAAACUGGCCGCUGUGAAAUCCAAGCCGUUCAAAACUAUCGAUUUGAAAUCUGCCCUCAGCAAAAAGCUCGCCAAGCCUCACAAGUCUUUUGUAGUUAUCGGGCACGUUGACGCUGGCAAGUCCACCCUUAUGGGACGGCUCUUAUUUGACCUUGGGGUUGUGGAUGCGAAAACUGUGAACAAGUUAGUUCGUGAAGCUGAAAAGUCUGGUAAGGGUUCAUUCGCUUUGGCAUGGGUAAUGGAUCAGACUUCGGAAGAACGUUCACGAGGAGUAACGGUGGACAUUUGUGCUACCAAUUUUGAAACAAAGAGCACUCGUUUUACUGCCAUUGAUGCCCCUGGCCACAAAGAUUUUGUUCCUCAAAUGAUAAGUGGAGUUUCGCAGGCUGAUUUAGGAUUGCUUGUGGUAGAUUCGAUUGCUGGAGAAUUCGAGUCUGGCUUCAUCAUGGAUGGCCAAACGAAGGAACAUACCAUCUUGGCGAAGAAUUUUGGAGUCGAACGUUUGUGUGUGGUUGUCAAUAAAAUGGACAAGGAGAACUGGUCUGAGUCCCGUUUCAACGACAUCAAGCGCCAGAUGACAGAAUACUUGAGUGAAGUCGGAUACAAGCCGCCAAUGGUCGAUUUCAUUCCCAUCUCUGGUUUGGACGGAACUAAUGUGGUUCGUAAAGAUAAUGAGAAACUUAGUUGGUACAGCGGGAAUACUCUUGUGGAGUACUUGGAGAAUGUGGAUGUACAAAUUGAUGGAAUUGACGAGGUUAUUUCCUCAGAGUUCAAUAUGACUAUAACGGACGUAUUCGAAAUUUCGAGUUCUGAUUUCGGACUCAGUGGAAAGGUAAUCUCGGGCACGAUUCAAGCCGGUGAAACAAUUAGAGUUUCGCCGUCAGAUGAGUGCGUUCAGGUCCAAUCGAUGAAGUUGGAAGAGACUCCUGUAGAUUUUGCAUCACAAGGUGACUUUGUACUGAUGCGGUUCAAAUCGAGUCAAUUAUCAAAUGGUGCAAUUGAGGACUUGACAGUCGGUGACUUGGUCCUGCGUCUUGAUUCCAGCGUCAAAUCCGCCUCUACGUUUACCGCUACCCUCCAUCUUUUCAACUUGGUCAAACCUUUACUUGUUGGAACACCGUUUGUACUUUUCCGCAAUAAUUGCCAAGUACCAGCACGUAUAUCGAAGGUGAUUGAAAUUGAGGGCGUCAAGAAAAAGCGUAUGCAUUUGGUUUCCAGGCAAACAGCAUUGGUGGAGAUAAGUGUCAUGGACCGGAAAUUGCCAUUGACCAAGUUUGCAGAUAACAAGAUAUUGGGCAGAGUGGUGAUUCGUAGAGAAGGAAUUACUAUUGGAGCAGGUGUUGUGGAAGAUGUCAUGUAA